Molecule: messenger RNA, 300 nt
Organism: Sparassis crispa
Lineage: Eukaryota; Fungi; Basidiomycota; Agaricomycetes; Polyporales; Sparassidaceae
Exons: 2
Coding region: 1-300 (99 amino acids)
Source: RefSeq, a predicted model, not a curated record
AUGCAGGAUCUCGUCUGGAAGAAGAAGGCGUCAAAGUCUGCAGACAGACUCUGCUGCGGCGUUCCUACCGACUUCAGCACCUUCCUCAACCUUACCCGCUCGCAGCAGUUCGACGAGCAGCCUGACUACGCGGACCUUUGCCACCUCCUUCGCGAGAUCUUCAUAAGUAGAGGCUAUCAGCAUGACUUCAUAUUUGAUUGGUGCAUACCAACAGAAAAGUCGGCUCUAUCUGCUACUGGCAACAUGGCAACUCAGAAUGGGAAAUGUGCGAGCCUGGUGGUUGGCUGGUUGGUGGCGUAA